CAAGAGACGCAGCGGUUGUUCCCUUCCGACGAAAAGGCCCCUGUGCUGUUUGCGCAAGGUGUGUGUGCUGAGCAGGCGUGGCGCCACCGCCGGUUGGAGCCCGAGCGAGCCGCGGGGAAGGCAGAAGACGAGCGAGAGGAGCCCAAAAAAGAAGAGGGGGGAAAACACUGUUACCGUGCGUUCAGACCCUCGGUCCUCAACUUCACGAUGAAGUCGUCGCCGAGCAUCGCUGCGGUAUCUAAUGUGCUCCGUCCUUCAUCUUCUUUCUCAUCAUCCUCGUCCUCUUCAUUCAUCUCUGACGUCUUCGCCACGAACACCACAGCCAGCGACUUCGUACACGGAAUCGUCGAGAGAAUUCCGUUGCCUCCGUGGGCCGUCUACCUGCUGCUGGCGUUGGGCGCGAUCGUGCUCGCUCUCGCGGUGUGUUGCGUGUGCGUGUGCUGCUGCAGACUCCGAAGGAAGAAGCGACGGCAGAAGCGGCCGGACGCCCUCGUUCGACUCCAGCCGCACGGCGGACGAACCGACGCCGAGCCGGUGCAACCCGGCGCUGGUGACGUGAACUCUGGCGCCACCAAGCAGCCACGAGGGAAACUGCUGUACUCGCUGGAGUUCAACGCUGCUCUCGCUGAGUUAACAGUGGGCGUGAAGAAAGCUAGCAGCCUGAAGGCCAUGGACCUGGGCGGAACUUCGGACCCCUACGUCAAGGUCUACAUCCUACCCGACAAGACCAAGACCUGUGAGACCAAAGUCCUGAAGAACACGCUCAAUGCCACCUUUAACGAGACCUUCAACUUCCAGAUCUCCAAGCCGACUUUGGUGAAGUCGACGGCUGUGCUUCAGGUUUUCGACUUCGACCGCUUCUCCCAACACGACAUCAUCGGAGAGCUCCGCCUAAAACUAGGACAAGUGGACUGGAAUCACGUCAUCGAGGAGUGGAGGGACCUUCACGAGCCUGCCAACAUGGAGGAGGAGAACCUCGGUGAGAUCUGCUUCUCUCUGCGUUACGUUCCGACAUCCAGCAAACUGACAGUCGUCAUCCUGGAGGCCAAAAACCUCAAGAGCACCGACUUGGACGGAAGCUCAGAUCCGUACGUGAAGGUGCAGCUGGCUCUGGACAAGCGCAAGUGGAAGAAGAAGAAGACAUCCAUCAAGAAGAACACGCUCAACCCGUACUACAACGAGGGGUUCGCCUUCAAGGUCACCCUGGCGCAAAUUCAGCGCGUCAACCUGGUGAUCUCGGUGUGGGACCACGACCCGAUGACGCCCAACGACCCGACGGGGAAGAUCUUCCUGGGCUGCGACGCGUCGGGCAACGGGCUGAGGCACUGGGCCGACAUGCUGACCAACCCGCGCCGGCCCGUGGCGCAGUGGCACACGCUGCUGUCGGCGCAGCAGGUCAACGCCGCCCUCGCCCUCAAGAAGAAGAUACCGCUCGCCAGGAAGAUCCCCUUCUGAGGAGCCCCCAUGGCCACAGGGGGCGCUCUGGACCAACCCUGCCAGAGUUGUUGUUGCGUCCCCAGUGAGCCCGAGAAGCAAUCACGCUGAGUUGCAGAGUCUUCUUCUUCUUCAUUCUCUUCUUUGUGCUGCUUCAAGCCUCCUGAGAGCGCCUGCCAGGCCUAAUCAUCUGCGUGCAGUGAUGUCGAUGGCCUGCGGGGGCGCUAAAGACUCUUCGUGCACCCGCUCGUACGGUGGCCCAGACAGGUCAGAACAAUUGCAAACGCCGCAACACGGUGGCGUUAGGUACACCGGAACCGAGCGCCGGGACUAUUCGUCCGCCAUUUUGCCGACGGACCAAGUGACUAAAUCAGUUUGAAUGAACGAAGUUUGAAUAGUGAUGAUGAAUGACAAUGUAAAAGUGCUUACUUUCAGAAGUGGCGCCAAAAUAGCUUACUUUUACUUACUUUUCCAACUUUGUGCAACUGCCCGCCUCAGUCACUUUUUCUGGUCCGUCGGCAAUCGGAGCACCCGUAACCCCGCCGAAUUAGACGGUCGAGGGAGUCCCGCUCUCACUUCCGGCGUGCCUUCACGUCGCUGUGUUGUGCUUUUAAUGUCGCGAUGUUGUGCCGUUUGCGUUUCCCUUGUGCGUUCUGGCGUUUGCAAUUGUGACUUUUUUUUUUUUUUAAACAUUUUGUACCCUUGCAUAUCAAUCGGAGCUGCUGCUACUAUUUUGACCCUCAUGUGCAUAAGUGGUCAAAAUAGCAGAAACAAGUGGAGUAAUAAUAAAUAGUCGUAUUAAUAUAUCUUUGACAGUGUCACUCAAAAGUGAGCAUUAUUACAUUUUAGAUACAGUCCCUAUAUUGGUGUUAGUUGUGUGAAAAAAAAGUAACAAACUCAAGGUCUAUGAACUUAUAUUUUCACAUUUUUUGGAUUAGAAACACUGACACAAACACUAUUAUUUAUGUAGUAUAGCAGAACCAAAGAGCGACAUUGAGGAGGGAUUCAAAGAAAUUAAAAUGUAAUGUAAGAUGUUGCAUGUUGGUAUUUGCUAAGUCGUCAAUGUAGUCUAAUUAUGCUCCAAUAAAAUUUGUACAACAAGUGAAAAGUGGGAAGUAUGAUGUUGUUGCCAGACAUAUAACAACACACAGUAGGAUGAAUUAUGCAAUCACAGUUCCAAUUUCACAUUGAAACAAAAUAAAUGUAUCAUGAAAAUCGGGGAAAUGUACUGGGCGAUAUUUGAACAAUGACAAACAAAUGAAAGACAA
Molecule: messenger RNA, 2702 nt
Organism: Phyllopteryx taeniolatus (common seadragon)
Lineage: Eukaryota; Metazoa; Chordata; Actinopteri; Syngnathiformes; Syngnathidae
Gene: syt8
Product: synaptotagmin VIII
Exons: 10
Coding region: 208-1455 (415 amino acids)
Biological process (GO): regulation of dopamine secretion; synaptic vesicle endocytosis; regulation of calcium ion-dependent exocytosis
Cellular component (GO): dense core granule; synaptic vesicle membrane; axon
Molecular function (GO): syntaxin binding; calcium-dependent phospholipid binding; clathrin binding
Source: RefSeq, a predicted model, not a curated record